AGAUCUAAAAGUUAAACAACAAAUAAGCAACCUUUAACUUAAAAUUUCCAACUAAUAAAGUUGUUAUUAUUGAGUGAUUGCUUUAUUUAAGUCCCAAAAAGUUAUAGUGUUAAUUUUCCAGCGGUGCUUACAACGCGCGUUGACCCACACUGCCCAAGUGAACAUAUGUUUUUUGCCACCCUCAACAAGAAUUUGCUUUCCUAAAUAGAAACUGCGAUAGAAAGCGCUGCGAAUUCGGCCAAAAACUGGGAUGUUAUAGCCGCUAUAUCUGAUAUGUCCAAGCGCAACAACAUUACCUACGUUAAGCCGCAGGAACCAAGUUUUUUGGCCAAGUUGAAGGCGGAAAUCGGCUACAAAGAAGGACCCAGCGUCGAGACCAAGCGCCAGCGGUUGGAGCCGGAAGACUACGAUUCCGGGGAGGAUUCCCGCCCGGAUAGAGAGGACGAACAGCCGCAAGUUGUGGUCCUCAGGCCUGGAGAUCUGUCCGCCGAAGAGGCCAAAACGGAGAAACAGUUGGCCGCCAAAGAAUUAGCCGAAAAGCGAGCGGAUCUGACUCAACCAAUAGUUUUCAAGCAGCGUGUCAAGCAGCCCCACAUCGAAGAAGAUAAGUCCCAAUCCGGCAGCAAAUCUGAGAAAUCCGGUAGAAAAUCUGAGAAAUCGAAGAGCAAGAAAUCCAAGGCGACCACCAGCAAGCUGUCCUUCAACGAGGACGAAGAGGACGAGACGGCGGACAAUUGAAGAUCAGAUCUGGUUAUUCGGCAGUAACUUCUUAUAGCCAAGUCAACCCGCAGCGAAUGAUUAAG
This is a messenger RNA of Drosophila ficusphila, 803 nucleotides long. RefSeq lists its product as uncharacterized. The coding region runs from base 274 to 738 and encodes 154 amino acids. The transcript is spliced from 3 exons. Lineage: Eukaryota; Metazoa; Arthropoda; Insecta; Diptera; Drosophilidae. The record is from RefSeq and is a predicted model, not a curated record.